AUGAUUUCUUCUUUUUUUUUCUCGCCUCCUCCUCUUCUUUUCGUUCCCCUCCGCCUCUCUCUUAACACCUCUUAUUUCUCUGGUCUUUUUAUUAUUGUCAUCGGGGACCAAAAUGUUUACUCCUGGCCCGAUGCCGACGAUACUUCUAGCGCCCGAUGGCCGCUGUCUUUUACCAGGGACAAAUGCAUCCAGUGGCUGACUGGCUAUUUUUCCUUUCCUUUUAUUUUUAAAGGCCUAUGGCCGCCCGAUUUCUUCGGUAGUGUCUCUUUCUCUCUUGGCUUGUUUUUAGCUGCCGUCCGUCACCGUCGUCGUCGUGGAAGACCUGUCUGGCAAGGCAGCAGUUACGCAUGCGCCACUACCGGAUGGCGCUAUGGCGGCCUAUGGCGCUUUAUUAUGGCCGCCUUUCUCUUUUUUUCUUUCUUUUUUCUUCAUCAUCAACUUUUUCUUCUCGUUCUCUUUCUGUCUUCAGUCUCCUCUUUCCCAUCCUUUCUUUCUCUCUCUCUCUCUCCCCCUCUCUCUUUUUAA
Messenger RNA from Acanthosepion pharaonis, 525 nucleotides. Lineage: Eukaryota; Metazoa; Mollusca; Cephalopoda; Sepiida; Sepiidae. The record is from the annotation of a GenBank genome assembly.